CCCAGAGAUUCAAAACUGAAGCGUGUUUUCCCACAGAAAAGGCAGAAAGUAUGAGGGUGUGAGGACUUUGGGUGGGGAGGCCUGGAUGCUGAGCUGACUGGAGCAUGCCAUCCCCGGGAGUAAAGGGUGCACGGGAGCGGGCCAAAAAGAGUGAACCAGGAGCUGGAGCUGGCAAGAAAGGCAUGAAGGGCCCGUGGACUACAGAGCCUCCGAAGCCAGGCUGGGCUUUGACUCAGGAGAGGCUGACGGCCAUGCUCCCCAAACAACGCCACCGCUACCUGCUCUUUGGAGACCUGCUCGACGACGCAGGCGCGGCCGCCUCCAUCUUUCCACGCGAGUCAGUGGAGAUACCCUACUGCAUGCCCGACCCACGCAUGUGGACGCAGGCAUUUGAACCACCAGCUGAGCGUCAGAAUAGGCUUCUGGGCGUUCUCAAGGCCGCAGAAGCCCGCGGCCGAGUGCGGGCGCUGAGGUUGCGCUACACCCGAAUGAGGGUAUGCAAAGGGCCUACUGGAAGCGCCCCUCCCCCGAAAGAGGGCCCACCCUGCUGGAGGGAGGAGGCAGAUAGAGGGUUGCCUCUGGACAGCUCGCCAGGGUUGCUCAGUAAGCUCGGUUCCCAGGCAGAGGAAAUCGCUCUCCUGAUCCAGAAGCAGGGCUCCGCACGCGCCGCCAUCCGGCUAGAACUGUUCCUACCACCCCAACUGAAGCCCACGAAGAUCCCCGAUCCUCUGGGCCGUCAAGAGCGGAGGCGUGUUGAGACAAUCCUGGAAGAGGCUGUAGAUGGCAGCAUCUUCCCACGAUGACUACGACCUUGGUCUACAGAGACCCUGGAUUAGAGCGGCUCCCCACCCUCUCACAUAAAGUUCUCUUCAGAGGGU
Messenger RNA from Peromyscus leucopus (white-footed mouse), 878 nucleotides. RefSeq names its product LKAAEAR motif containing 1 (gene Lkaaear1). The coding region runs from base 105 to 803 and encodes 232 amino acids. The transcript has 3 exons. The record is from RefSeq and is a predicted model, not a curated record. Lineage: Eukaryota; Metazoa; Chordata; Mammalia; Rodentia; Cricetidae.